AUGAAAGCAGUGGCCCGAAGCUACGUGUUCUGGCCAUCACUGGACGUUGAAAUUGCAGAAUACGUACGAACGUGUGUGCAUUGCGCUGCAGCCGCCAAAUCACCAGCGCAUAUUCCACCAGUACCCUGGCCAAAAUCAUCGUCUCCCUGGCAGCGGGUUCAUGUUGACUAUGCCGGACCCAUCGAUGGUGAAUAUUUUCUCCUAGUCGUCGAUUCUUACUCCAAGUGGCCUGAAAUUGUACAGACACGGCGAAUCACAAGUACAGCAACGAUCAACAUUCUACGUGGCCUGUUUGCACGCCUGGGAAUGCCAGAGAAGCUAGUAUCCGACAAUGGUACCCAGUUCACCAGUAUUGAGUUCAAGCAGUUUUGUGCUGAAAACGGUAUUGAUCAUGUCACUACCGCACCGUUUCACCCUCAAUCAAACGGUCAGAUUGAACGGUUCGUCGAUACUUUGAAGCGUGCAAUUAAUAAAAUUCAAGAAGGGAGAGGAUCAAUUAACGUUGCAUUGAAUACAUUUCUGCUGACGUAUCGAAGUACACCAAAUCAAUCAGCACCGAAUGGUUUGUCACCAUCGGAAGUGAUGUUCGGUCGACGCCUAAGAACGUGUUUGGAACUUCUACGUCCUCCACCGAACUGUACGCAAGAAUCGCUCCAGCACCAGCAAGUAGCUUCACGGUCCCUGAACAAAGGAGAUGCCGUGUUCGUGAAGGUUUAUGCUAAAAAUACUUGGAAAUGGAUUCCGGGUACCGUCAUCGAGAAAACAUUCGCUAAUGCAUCCGGAACAAGCCUGCAGACUACGACACGACAGUUACCAUUAAGUAUCCUGCUCGAUGCCUGGGAAUUACCAACAACAACAACAACAACGAGUACUCCUCGAUCUGAAGUAACACCGAAAGCAGCUUUAACCAGUGACACUGUCAGAACCCCGUCGUUGUCACCGUCGUUCCCUGAGACUUCAGUCAGUCAACAGCUAUUACCAGAUAUGUCGUCAACCGCUACAACCACAUCUACUUCUGAGACUGUUACGGCAGUUACACCAAGUGUACAUCAACCCUGGCGCUCUUCGCGAGUCCGAAGACCACCUAAGCGGUUUACCCCGUAUCAACGCUACUAG
Messenger RNA from Malaya genurostris, 1116 nucleotides. RefSeq lists its product as uncharacterized. NCBI's taxonomy places the organism in Eukaryota, Metazoa, Arthropoda, Insecta, Diptera, Culicidae. The record is from RefSeq and is a predicted model, not a curated record. Gene Ontology annotation, biological process: DNA integration. Gene Ontology annotation, molecular function: nucleic acid binding. The coding region runs from base 1 to 1116 and encodes 371 amino acids. The transcript is spliced from 2 exons.